AUGGGCGUACCUCAGAGCGCCGAAAAGAGAGAGAUCCGAAAGGCAUUUAUGGGCCUGUCGCUGCUGGUCUAUCCAGAUCAUAACAUGGGAUACAAAGAGCCUUUUGAUGCUACUUUCAAGAUUGUAAUUUCCAAUAUAAGCCCAGAGAUGACUGGCGCCAAACAUUCAGAGAUUGCAGCAGCAAGAAGCCAGGUUGAAGAGGAUAGAGUGGUACCAGAGCCAGGCCUUGUACCGCACGAGACUGGUUUCUCUACGAGAGCAAGUCGCGGAACUGAGACGUGGUCUCGAGAAAUUUCGCGGAACUCGAAAUUCUAUCUUUACAAACACGGAACAGGAUCUGGCGGAGAUGAGGUCCCGUUUAUGGAUGUCGAGGAUCGGCAAAAGUUCGCGAUUGGAUCGGUGUAUAGAUAA
Messenger RNA from Drepanopeziza brunnea f. sp. 'multigermtubi' MB_m1, 411 nucleotides. RefSeq lists its product as uncharacterized. The record is from RefSeq and is a predicted model, not a curated record. NCBI's taxonomy places the organism in Eukaryota, Fungi, Ascomycota, Leotiomycetes, Helotiales, Drepanopezizaceae.